CAAAUAUGGCGCUCGGUGACAACAAAAGCCCUUGGAAAAUGACAGAAAGCCCCAGCCCCAUUUAACCCAUCGUAAAACAAAAAAAAGAAUUUCCAGAGGAAGAGAAAAAUGUUUGUCUACCUGAGCAAGAAGAUCGCAAUCCCGAAUAACUUUCGGCUGAACUGCAUAUCAUGGAAUCAGAAGCAGGGGUACAUCGCAGUGGGUGGUGAAGAGGGUCUCCUGAAGGUGCUGAGGGUGGACUCAAGUCCCCCAAGUGCUGGUACCACAGGAAAAACCCGUGGUCUCCCUGCAACGAGUAAUUUGAGUAUGAAUCAGACCCUGGAGGGUCACCAGGGACACGUCCAGGUAGUCACCUGGAAUGAAGAGUACCAGAAGUUGACGUCCAGUGAUCAGAAUGGAGUGAUUGUCGUGUGGAUGCUGUACAAGGGCUCCUGGUACGAAGAGAUGAUCAACAAUCGGAACAAAUCGACAGUGAAAGGAAUGUCGUGGAGUACAGAUGGUCAUAAAAUUUGUAUCGUCUACGAGGACGGUGCAGUAAUCGUGGGCUCAGUGGAUGGCAAUCGUAUCUGGGGAAAAGAACUGAAGAACACACCACUGACGAGUGUCCAGUGGUCACCAGACGGAAAACUCCUGCUGUUCGGUCUGCGAACUGGUAAUCUCCACCUGUACGACAAUCAGGGCUCCUUCCUCAUGAACAUCAGCAUGAAUCUGCCAGUGGCCCCCCAGAAUAUCGUUGCCAUCCACUGGUACAGUGGAAAAUACGGAUUCAUUGGAGUGGACUGUCCAUCCCUGGCGAUCUGCUACGAUUCAGGUCGAGUCUACCUGAUGAGAGACACGAGUGAUGAGACCCCAGUUGUCAUUGAAACAGGAGUGACCAAUGUCUGGUGCGCCUGGAACACUUAUGGAUCUCUUCUGGCUGUCACAGGGGUCCAAUCGGUGAUCGUCAGUGGAGAGGCCAAGGAUUCCAACGUCGUCCUCUUCUACACACCUUUUGGUCAACUUCUCAGGACCCUCAAGGUCCCUGGGAAAGAGGUGACUGCCUGCUCCUGGGAGGGAGGCUCCCUCAGGCUCGCCCUCUCCGUCGACUCUCACAUCUAUUUCGCCAAUAUCCGUCCAAACUACAAGUGGACCUACUUCAGCAACACUGUGGUCUUCACCAACGAGAGAGUAACGAAGGACGGCGUUUGCCUGAUCUUCUGGAACACGAGGAGCAACACCUCCUCCACGAAGUACGUAAGAUCCCUCGUCUCCGUGGCAUCAGCUGGUGAUCACUGUGUCCUGGCGGUUCGCAAUGAACGAAAUCAGGGAAGCGAGGAGUUCAUCCUGAUUGUCUGCAAUACAAUAGCCACCCCAAUUGACACCAAGUACCUGGAGAUCGAGCCCCUCUGGGUGACGAUGACCAGUAAUUCGGUGAUUGCAGCGUCGAGGGAUAAUUUCGUUGUUUGGGACUUCAGGAUUCCCAAGACCGCAGGGAUGGGGGCCAGGGGAAGAAAGGACAGGAUGUAUCACGUCGAUGACACUCCAACUGGAGUCAACGAGGUCAUCCAGGAUCUCGACAGGGAGAGAUCGUUUGAGGCUGCUGUCAGCAGAAAAGUCACGAUGGAUCCCAUUUGCUGUGUUGGGGCCAGUGAGAAGAUUCUCCUCAUCGGGAGGGAGUCGGGGAUGGUGCAGAGGUACUCAUUACCUCAGAUCACCCUCACUAAUCGGUACACUGUCACUGUUAAACCCCAGAUGAUCUACGUCAACUGCUCCUCUACCAGGGCUGCCAUACUCGAUGGUUCUGGUGUCCUCACCAUGAUUGAUUUGGAAAAGAAUGAGGACAGCUCCGACCAAGAAGAUAUUUCCAAGUUUGAGAGAAAGGACGUGUGGGCCGUGUGUUGGGCAGUGGACAACCCCUCGCUCCUCGCAAUAAUGGAGAAGACCCGGAUGUACGUAAUCCGCGGCCUGGACCCGGAGGAGCCGAUUUCGUGCUCGGGCUACAUCUGUUCCUUUCAAGAACUCGAGAUACGUUGCAUUUUACUGGACGAUCUAGUCCAUAAACCCGACGAGAUGCGUUCUGAAUUGAUAGUCGAUCUGGAAGUUAAAUCACUUCGAGAUACUAAAGAGCUUCUCUCGAAAGUCGGCCUGAAGGAGGCAUACGACUUCAUCCAGGACAACCCCCACCCGCGCCUGUGGAGACUCUUAGCUGAGUCUGCACUCAAGUCGAGGGACCUGGAGAUGGCGGAGAACGCGAUGGUGCGGUGCACAGAUUACCUGGGUAUUCAAUUUAUCAAGAGACUUCACACAGUCCACGCAGACCAACUGAAAAAAGCAGAGGUGGCCGCCUUCCUGGGUAAUUACGAUGAGGCAGAGAAACUGUACCUCGAUCUGGACAGAAGGGACUUGGCGAUAACUCUAAGACAAAAAUUGGGUGAUUACUUCAGAGUCCUUCAACUGAUGAAAAUGGGAAUCGGUGGAUCAGACAAGCAGAUGGAAUUGGCUUACAACAAAAUUGGUGAUCACUUCGCGGAGAGACAGAACUGGGAAGGGGCUAGGGAAUACUACGAGAAGGGAAGUAAUCUGGAAAUGUUAAUUCAAUGUUAUUACAAGCUUGAGGAUUACGAGCUGCUUGCAGAGACAGUUGAUCAGUUGCCAGACAAAUCGCCAACCCUGAAGACAGUGGCGAGGAUGCUGGCAUCAGUGGGAAUGUGUCCCCAGGCUGUUGCUGCUUACAUUAAGUAUGGGGAUGUCAAGCAGGCGGUGGACACUUGCGUGAGGCUCAAUCACUGGGACCAGGCUGUUGAUCUCGCUAAGACCUACAAAGUCGCACAGAUCAACGACCUCAUGAACAAAUACGCCAAUCACUUGCUGACCAAUGGCAAGAGGCUGCAGGCAAUUGAAUUGUACAGGAGUGCCAAUUGUCAUCUGGAGGCUGCAAAGCUUCUGCUGAGACUUGCUGAGGAGCAGGCAAAACUCAGGGCCAGUCCCCUCAGGGUCAAGAAAAUUUAUGUUCUCGCUGCACUUCUUAUCGAGGACCAUAUUAACAGCACUCCUGCCAUCAAAGGGGCCAGGAGUAAUGUUAUUAUGGGACUUAGUGAGAACAACGAGGACUCCAGGGUCAUCGAGAACGCCUGGAGGGGUGCUGAGGCUUAUCAUUAUCUUCUUCUUGCUCACAGGCAGGUGUACAGUGGGGAUUUUGAAGCUGCCAUGAAGACGUCAUUGAGGCUCAGGGAGUACGAGGAUAUUCUUGAUCCCGAAGAGAUCUACUGUCUUCUGGCUCUUGCCAGUUCUCUCUCCCGGGCUUUCUCCACUUGUUCCAAAGCAUUCAUCAAGCUUGAGAGCUUUGAUAAGAUCUCAGAGGGGAAGAGGGAGGAGUACGAGGAGCUCGCGUUGAAGAUCUUCAUGGGGAAUCCCCCGAAGGACAGCAGGAAUAAUAAAGCUGAGUGCGUCAGCUGCGAGAGUCUCGUACCCGAUUGGUGUGUCGCAUGCCCUAAUUGUUCCACUAGGUUUCCUGCUUGCAUCGUCAGUGGACGACCUCUUAUGGAUCUCACCAAUGCCUGGAUCUGCACUCUCUGCAGGCAUCAUGCAGCUGCUGAGAGGGACGUCAUCAACACAAAUUCUUGCCCACUUUGUCAUAGUAUUAUUACUUUUAUGUAGAGACUCUUCGGGUAUCCCGAAUUAGACGAAAAUUCAUCCAUCCCAUUAUCUUUGAUACGCAAUUCUAAUUUUACAAAUUUACAAUUAAAGACAAUUAAGAAUCAUUGAGAUAAAUAAUAAUAAAG
This is a messenger RNA of Fopius arisanus, 3761 nucleotides long. RefSeq names its product intraflagellar transport protein Oseg4 (gene Oseg4). The coding region runs from base 109 to 3636 and encodes 1175 amino acids. The transcript is spliced from 6 exons. Gene Ontology annotation, biological process: non-motile cilium assembly; protein localization to cilium; intraciliary retrograde transport. Lineage: Eukaryota; Metazoa; Arthropoda; Insecta; Hymenoptera; Braconidae. Gene Ontology annotation, cellular component: non-motile cilium; intraciliary transport particle A. Gene Ontology annotation, molecular function: protein binding. The record is from RefSeq and is a predicted model, not a curated record.